UAUUUGUACAACUAUAUUUCAGCAUACAGUAUCAGUUCAGCAUACCAAAUAUCUGCUACAGCUGCUUCAGAAUGAUAAGCUACUAUGAGUGAGCUGAAAAGGAGAAGGGAGAUUUUUUUGAAGGAGGAGACCAACUGCCAACAUUAUGUACGCCAUAGGAGGGCCUUGAUCAUGACCAGCGUCUCGUCCAUAUUGCGGAUAACCGGAGGGUCAUCUCGCACAAUGAGGGCUCAAGAUCACAGACAUGGUGAGGUCUGGGUUACGGUGAAGGCAUUUACAGAAGACACAUUUUAGGAUGUCGCAUGGCACCUUAAUUACCUCCUGGGACUCCUCACCCCGACACUUACCAGGCACACCACCCACUGGAGACAGCCCAUUUCCCCAAGCAGGAAAUUAGCGAUCGUUUUGGGUGGUAUGCCACCCCUGGUGAGUACCGCACCAUCUCCUGCUUGUUUGGUGUCAGGAUCUCCACCGUGUGAUCUUUGAACGUGAAGUGACCAAGGCAAUCCUAGACACCUUGUAUCACCGGUUUAUUGCCCUACCCCAGAGACAGCAACUAGGAUGAGACUGUGUCUGGGUUCUUGUGUCGCAAUUACCCACAGUGUGCCGAGGUGAUUGAUGGCACCCACAUCCCCGUAAUAGCUCCCCUAGAUAGCCCAGCUGACUACCACAACAGGAAGGGGUGGUAUUCAAUUAUUCUACAAGCGGUCGUUGACCAUAGAUAUUGGAGCAGUAAGUGGGCAGCAUUAUGUCAACUGAAGAGAUGAACCCUGAACUAGACAAUCUAUCGUAUGAUGACUGGUAUAUUGAUGAUCCACCAGAACCAACAGUACCCCCCCAUGAACUUAUUUUGCCAUGUGACCCAACCCUGUCAGAAGGACUGUACCACCUAAUCCUGGCACCUGUAUCUCUGUGCACGUUGCUGCUUCUAUCUUUCCUGAUUCGACGGCGAAAGCUCUGCAUUUCCUGCUGCUGGGGGUUCCCCGGUGUCCUCAGCCCCCUGAACCUCCUGGAGGGUUCUGGGAACAACUGGGUGCCCUGUGCAGUCUUCGGGUUACUAUUUUCUUCAAUAUGUCAUCUGCUGCUGGAUCCCUCGGCACUUACCUUCAUGCCAGAAAUCGGCAGCUCACAUAAAGAACUUUGGACAGUUCUUGCCCUCUUCUAUUACCCUGCACUAUAUUACCCUCUUGUGGCAUGCCACAGUGUACAAAGGACAGCAGGAUAUAUAGUGGGUACCAUCCUGUCCUGGAUGCACUGUGGGGCAUUAAUAUGGCAGAAGGCAGAGUGUCCACAAACACCACAGUUCUACAGAUAUUAUUCCCUGCUAUCAACUAUACCCCAGAUCUGCUGCCUGCUGCUGCUUAGUUUCAUCUACCCUGCACUACUGCUGCAGAAACUGCGCCAGCCCUCCCUUGCUGAACAGAGAUCGGAGAGAAAUUAUUACCUCAGCUAUCUAAAAGGCUUUCUGAGGCGUAAAAAAUCCAAAAGCAGUAAGGACUCAGUCAGUAUUAGGUCCCAAGUAUCACUCAAUCUCUGCUCCUACCUUUGUCCUCCCAAAACAGGUUUUCACUUGUCAUUAAGAUCCGUUCUCGCAGUAACUGUAUCUAUAUUAUCUGCAUAUCAGUUGGCUCUCCUCCUGCUAGUAGGAUUUCUCCCAACUGUGCAGAAGAUCCGUGGCUCAAUUGAUGCAGAAUUUAUACUCAUGUUAGCUGGCUUUGGAGUAAACAUAGAUGAUGAUAGAUCCAAAGCAGUGGAUUAUAUUGUCUACUAUAUCUGGGCAGUGGAAGUUUGUUACAUUGCUGCUCUGGUUUUGUCCUGCGCUGUGACGUUAACAAUGCUACUGAGAUCCCUAGCCAAGCACAGGUGGGCACUGCAGUCUUUGUGUGCAGGUCAGGUUUCACAGGUUUUUCUAAACUCCCGCUCUCUUCAUCCAUCACCACCCGCCCUCGCCAGCUGGAUGAGUCACAUCAGUUACCAGGCUGCGGUAACCUGUAUAGGACUCAUCCUGCAGCAUGUAGUCCUGUUUCUUGUUCAUCUGAUUAUUACAUUCCUGAUCAUUAUUCCAAUCGGGUAUGGGAAGUUCCAAAUUAUUCUACAAAUACUAGAAAAAACAUGGCCAUACUGGCUUCUUCUGUUCUUGGUAACAUUGAUGCAGCAUCUCUGCACACGUUUCAUCUUCUUGCAAGGAAAUCCAGGCCAGAUUACUAACAGGAGGAGUCUCUUCCUGCUCACAUACCUCUUGCUCCCAGUGAAUAUUUUGCGUGGUGGGCUGCUGUCUAUUGCCCGUCUCCUGGUUUCUGUUAUCUUUAAUGUCAUCCACUUUUGUCGUUUGGACCUGAGCUUACUACAGCAUAGUGUACAGGGCUGGGACCCAGGGUACCGUAAUUACAGUAAUUUCCUAAUGUUGGAGGUCACUGAGUGUCACCCACUGGUUAGAGCAUUUUGCCGGCUCCUGAAACCCCCAAACUGGAAACAGGCUGACUUGGAGGAAGGUAUUCACCUCAUGCCAGCAGAUGGUCGAUAUCUGAAGGGUGCACGUUCUCACCUUGCCCGUGCUCGCUGGAGCCUCGCGUAUACUCUAAUCCACAACCCAUCUCUUCUGAUCCAUCGGAGAUCCAGAAGCAUCAAUGGUGGAUCUCCCCUGCAUCCAACAUAGCACCUGGCACAAACCAGGGACAUUCCAGUGACAUAGUCUACCUCCCACCUCCUUUCCCUCCUAUCCCCUAGAUGCACUGCUGGGCAGAGUGGGGUUUUUAGCAAAACAGUGGCCCCUUUAUUUUUGUCGUUUUAGUAAAAUAUAUUUCUCCAUUA
This is a messenger RNA of Pseudophryne corroboree (corroboree frog), 2811 nucleotides long. It is a transcript of the gene STRA6, whose product is annotated as signaling receptor and transporter of retinol STRA6. Lineage: Eukaryota; Metazoa; Chordata; Amphibia; Anura; Myobatrachidae. Gene Ontology annotation, molecular function: signaling receptor activity; retinol transmembrane transporter activity. Gene Ontology annotation, biological process: vitamin A import into cell. The record is from RefSeq and is a predicted model, not a curated record. Gene Ontology annotation, cellular component: plasma membrane. The transcript is spliced from 19 exons. Bases 749 to 2656 code for a protein of 635 amino acids.